Molecule: messenger RNA, 7650 nt
Organism: Bipolaris zeicola 26-R-13
Lineage: Eukaryota; Fungi; Ascomycota; Dothideomycetes; Pleosporales; Pleosporaceae
Exons: 12
Coding region: 1-7650 (2549 amino acids)
Biological process (GO): secondary metabolite biosynthetic process; fatty acid biosynthetic process
Molecular function (GO): oxidoreductase activity; 3-oxoacyl-[acyl-carrier-protein] synthase activity; fatty acid synthase activity
Source: RefSeq, a predicted model, not a curated record
AUGACACCCGCGUCUUCCAAAGAAAACCAGGGAGGUUCUGGCAAGGGACUGGAUUACAAUUCGCUUCAUGUUUCCACACCCAAUGAACCGGUCGCCAUUAUUGGUAUGGCCAUGCGCCUACCUGGCAAUGUUAAAGACGAAUUCGACUUUUGGAACCUGCUUUCAGAAAAGAAAAGCGGACUCUGCGAUAUUCCUAGGAACCGAUUCAAUUUGGACGGGUUUUAUGACUCGUCAGGUACGCGUGGAACAAUUCCUUUCACCCAAGGCUACUUUCUCGACGGCGUUGACAUCGAAAACUUCGAUACGACAGUCUUUCCAACAUCUAAGACAGAGUUAGAUCGGCUAGAUCCAGCCCAAAGGCAACUCCUUCAAGUGGCUUACGAGUGUUUUGAAAGCGCCGGCAUGUCUUCCUGGCGUGGGAGCAAUAUUGGGUGCUAUAUUGGCGAAUUCGGCGAAGACUGGGCCGAAGUCAACGCAAAAGAAACGCAGCACAUAGGCGGUUAUCGUGCCACUGGUUUCGAAGAUUUUGCUCUAAGCAACAGAAUUUCUUAUGAGUUUGAUUUACGCGGUCCCAGCAUGACUGUAAAGACUGCUUGUUCUUCAUCGCUUGUCUGUCUUGAUCUAGCAUGUGAAGCAAUUCGCAAUGGCAAGUGCGACGCUGCACUCGUAGGUGGCAUUAAUCUGAUUUUUUCACCGACUAUGUGGAUUACGUUGAAUGACAUGGAAUUGUUAUCUCCGAGGGGUCAGUCCAGGCCAUUUGAUGCUACGGCCGACGGCUACGCUCGUGGCGAAGCUGUCAACAUGGUUCUAGUUAGGAAGUUAAGUUCUGCUUUGCGAGACAAGGAUUCAAUUCGUGCUUUGAUUCGUGGAACUGGAGUCAACAGCGACGCUGCCGGAAUACCAAACCUGGGUGAAACAGCAAUAAUCGAGUGUCACGCUACAGGUACACAAGUAGGAGAUUCACUUGAAGCUAAGGCUAUAGCGGAUUGCUUUGGUGAUAAAGGUAUCAUUAUUACAUCAGUCAAAGCAAAUGUUGGGCACGCAGAGGGUGCAGCGGGAUUGACUAGUGUGAUAAAGAGUGUUUUAGCUUUAGAGCACCGCAUGGUUUUACCAAAUAUCAGUUUUGAGACACCGAAUCCAAAGAUUCCUUUCAAGGAGCGCAAGCUCCAUGUCCCGAUCGAGACGGAACCUUGGCCUAAAGGCCGCGCUGAAAGAAUCAGUGUAAAUUCAUUUGGCAUUGGAGGUGUUAAUGCACAUGUGAUUAUUGAAUCGUAUCGGCAAUUCAACCUCGACUUGCAGAUGGACGCUAAACACACAGGCAACCUUAACGAUAAGACAUCUCCGGUCGGUAACCAGCAUGAAUUCAUCAACAAUAACUACUUCAAUAAUGAUGAUUCUGAGAGAGUUCGGUGUCAGCAGACUUCUGGGUCUAAUUUGCUACUAUUCUCUGCUUAUAAUGCAGAAUCACUCCAAGAGCAAGUCCAUAGCCACAUACAGUUCGCCCAGGGCCAGAGACAAUUAGAACUCCAUGACCUCGCAUACACUUUGGCUAACAAGCGAGAACACCGUCCUCAUCGCUCUUUCGUUGUUACAAGUGGACACAUGUGCACAUCACAACUUUCAGAUCUGCUCACUACCAGUGUUCCAUCGGUUUUGGAUGGCUGGAAUGAGACCAAAGCUAUUUUAGUAUUCACCGGACAGGGUGCGCAAUGGCCUACAAUGGGGGCACACCUUUGGGAUACAAACAUCAUUUUUAGGGAGACAAUCCAGAAACUGGACCGAUUUUUGCAGAGUAUGGAGACACCGCCACCAUGGAAGAUCGAGCACGAGUUGCACAAAGGCGAAAAUGAUAGCCGAGUGUACAGCGCUGAGCUUGGCCAUCCUCUUUGUGUGGCUAUACAGAUAGCUCUCGUGGACGUUAUUCGUUCUUGGGGAGUUAUUCCCCAUGGUGUGAUUGGACAUUCAUCGGGUGAGGCAGCUGCCGCCUAUGCCAGUGGAGCUAUCACAGCGGAGGCUGCAAUAGCAGUUGCAGCAUCCCGCGGAUUCAAUAAUGUCCCAGUGAAAGAAGAGGGCUCCAUGGCCGCAGUCGGACUUGGUAGAGAUGAUGUGAUACCUUUUUUGUUACCUGGGGUGGAUAUUGCUUGCGAGAACAGUCAAUUGAGCACAACUUUAUCCGGAGAUACAGAAGCUGUCAAGGAGGUCCUCACAAAUAUCCAGACCGAACGACCUGGAGUAUUGGCUCGCCUCCUACGGGUGGAGAGGGCGUAUCAUUCUCACCAUAUGCUCCGGCACGGGGAAGCUUAUGAGAAGCAAAUCACGCCUUACGUCCAAAGCUGUAGCCCUACGAUACCCUUUUAUUCUUCGGUCACUGGAAAGCUUCUGACUGGAGACGGUUGUCUUGAUGCGCAAUACUGGCGUGCUAAUAUGGAGCGUCCUGUUCUAUUCAACUCUGCUCUACGUUCUUCAUUCGAAGAGAUCUUACCAAGCGAUACUGACAAGGCUAUUUUGAUUGAGAUUGGUCCUCAUCCCGCGCUUGCUGGACCAAUUGGCCAGAUCCUCAGGGAUACUGGCCGUAAUAACCAUAUCUUGCACAUCGGUUCUCUUCGCAGAGGCAACUCUUGUGAUGAGAGCCUGAUGUAUCUCGCUGGCAAGCUCUAUCAACAAGGCUUCCCUCUGAAUUACGAGGUUCUCUGUCCACCAGGGAAAUUUGUCAAAAAUCUUCCUCGCUAUGCCUGGAAGCAAGACACAACCCACUGGCUCGAGCCACGGAUUUCUCGAGAAUGGAGAUUUCGCAAACAUCCCCCACACGAGCUUCUUGGAAGCAGAGUCUUCGAGUCAGCAGCCAAUGAGCCCGUAUGGAGAAAGGUAUUCACGCUUAAUGAAGUCCCUUGGCUAGCUGGACACGAAGUGAAUGGCGAUAUCAUUUUCCCUGCCGCUGGCUAUAUUGCCAUGGUCGGCGAAGCUAUUCAGCAAUUAUCUGAAACUGAAGCUGGAAGCUCUGAUGGCACGUUCAGCAUGAGGAAUGUACGUAUCGCCUCAGCGCUAGUUCUAAAGAUGGAUAAGAUCACAGAAAUCAUAACGAGCUUCAAGAGAAUCAUGAUUGAUUCGUCUGAAACCACUCCUUGGUUCCAAUUCACUAUCAGUUCUUUUGACGGAACGAGAUGGGCCAGGAAUUGUUUUGGCGAAGCAAGAGCGUCUCAAGACAGCUCUUUCGCAUUUCCUCGACAUAUGGUAUCCCAGACUGGCUCAUUUCCACGCAAGGUAGACGAAAAGACGUGGUAUACCGGACUGAGGCAUGUUGGGUUCAACUACACGGGUGACUUUGAGGGCAUGCAGAAUAUCUCGGCCGCAACCACCAUGAAUGAAGCCAAAGCCACUGUUAAGAUUGUACAUACGCAUGGAAAAUCAAAGUGUUCCAGGUAUGUGCUUCAUCCAGUCGUCAUCGACCAAUUUCUCCAACUCAUUGUUGUGGCAUCCUCUCGUGGGCUGUGUCGAGAUUUGAAAAGUAUAUCGGUCCCAACCUUUAUCGAAGAGUUACUCCUGCAUCCUUGUCCGGCUGAUCAUACUCUGGAAAUAAUGGCCAACGUCACUAAGAAAUCGGAGCGGGGUUCGAUAGCCGGAAAUGUUGUAGUAAAGAGUGCGAGAUACCUCGGAGAGCCAGUCACUACAAGAAUCGGCCUGAAAGGUCUCGAAAUGAGCGCAAUGACAAGAAGCAACGAUGAUGCACGAGUAAACACAAUCCCGUUAAUUUCGCAAUUCGAGUGGAUGCCACAUAGCGAUUUUGUGGAUCUGAGAAAACACUUCCAUCGAAAAGCACCGCGCAUCGAUGAAUGGGCAUUGCUCGAGGAACUUGUUCUUCUUUGCAUGUUCAACCAUUGCGAAGGAAUCCAGACGAAUGACGAUACUGCCGAACAUCUUGUCAAGCUCAUGAAAUGGAUGCAAGCGCAGAUUCAGCGCUAUAUACAGGGUGCGAACAAGUUCGUAAGUCAAGACACCUGGCUAGAGAAGAGGAGUGUAGAGGAAAGAGUUGAACGCAUCGAUGAGAUUAUGUGUGCACUCUCCUCAUCACCUUAUGCUGCUUUCUCCAAGGCGGCAUUUCAACUCUUUUCCAUCGCGCCUGCGAUUUUCAGAAAUGAAAUGCACCCUCUUCAUGUUAUGAUGGAGAACAAUGUGCUCACUGACUUCUAUGAUACACUCUCGGUUGACUCGGCUGACAUGAUCCGUAUUCUGGCCAACACUAACCCAAACAUGCGAAUUCUCGAAGUAGGUGCUGGCACGGGAGGGACAACAGCCAAUAUUCUGCGGGCUUUAACGUCAUCCUAUGGCGAGCGUCUGUAUAGUGUCUAUACUUACACAGAUGUAUCAUCCGGGUUCAUGGCAACUGCUAAAGAGAGGUUCUCAAGCCAUACUGCAAUAGAAUACGCCGUACUGGAUGUCACGAAAGAUCCAGCUGAGCAAGGCUUUCAGUUGGGUAGCUUCGAUUUGAUCAUCGCCGCAAAUGUUUUACAUGCUACUCCAAGCUUGAGAACAACUCUGUGUAACAUGCGUAGUUUGUUAAGCCCAAGAGGGCGACUCUUCUUAGAAGAGCUCAACCCAGAGAUGAUGUGUGUCAACUAUGUCAUGGGCUUUCUUUCCGGGUGGUGGCUUGGAGCACUAGAUAAUCGCGUGGAUCAGCCAUUCGUUUCACCAGAGAGAUGGACGAAAGAACUUCUCGAUGCCGGCUUCCCAAAACCCAAAGCAAUCAUCCUCGAUGACGACGCGCCUUAUCAACUCAACGCUGGGAUUGUAGUAGCCUGUGAGAGCUCAGAAAACACACUAUCACGGGUCAGUCUACUGUGCUAUGAUUCUGACGGUCGGUACGUUUCUGAGGUGCGUCACUGUUUGGAAGCCUUAAACGUAACUGUUGAUGUUUGUCAUUUUGGGCAACCAUUACCACCACAAAACGAUGUUAUUUCGUUGCUGGAGCUUCAAAAACCCCUUCUACACGGGAUCCGUGAGGACGCAUUCGAAAUUAUCAAGAACUAUCUUUGCUUGCACAAAGCGCUUAUUCUAUGGAUAAUGCCCGCCGUACAAGUCGGUGAAGUAAAAGAUCCACAGUCUGCUUUGACGCUCGGUCUUGCCAGAACUGCACGAAACGAAUUAAGUCUUCCUUUUCUAACUGUUGAAGUCGAUGAGGCCUCCACAGGAGUAGGGGCUGCUGCGACCGAGAUAACCAAGAUUUUUCGUAAAACCAGAUUCGAACAUUUCAAUCCGUCCGGAUCUAUAGAUCCGGACUAUGAGUACGCCAUUGUUCAUGGAGAGAUACUUAUCCCACGCCUACACUGGCAAACAUUGUCAGAGGUGGUUGAAGGGAUUCGGAUGGAGGAUAUGCGCGCGAUAGAGGGAGAAAAACCUCAGUGGCGUAUCGCUAUGAGGACGCCAGGCCUUUUACACACUUUGACAUGGAUCCCGUGUGAGCAAAGCGCUUUCCCUAUUGGGAAUGAAGUUCUUGUUGAGUCUAAGGUUAUUGGCCUUAACUUUCGAGAUAUUCUCAUCGCUUUAGGCAUCAUGGAGAAUGACCUCAGCGAGAUGGGGUUUGAGGGAAGUGGUAUUGUCCGGGCAGUAGGACCUGGAGUAUCUCGCUUCUCGGUUGGGGACCGCGUUUCAUAUCUAGGAAUGGGGUGCUUUAAAACGACGCAGACAAUGAACGAAGCUCUGUGCGUCAGAUUGGACGAUUCAAUGACUUUUAAAGAGGGCGCAGCUUUGCCACUUGUUUACGCAACAGCUUACUAUGCGCUCGUUGAAAAAGCUAAACUGCAACAUGGACAGUCCGUAUUAAUCCACUCCGCCUGCGGUGGAUUUGAUUUAUCAGCAAUACAGAUAGCGCAGGCGCUUGGUGCUGAGAUAUACUGCACUGUAGGAAGUCAUAAAAAACGCAAUUUCUUAACAGAGAACUAUGGCAUUGAACCGUCGCGCAUCUUCAGCUCAAGGGAUACAUCAUUCCUACCUGACGUGUUGAAUGUCACUCAUGGAAGAGGUGUAGACGUCGUUCUUAACUCACUUUCGGGGGAACUAUUACAGGCAUCAUGGCAGUGUGUUGCCGAGUUUGGGACAAUGGUGGAAAUUGGGAAGCGUGACUUUCGACGGCGCGCCACACUGGCGAUGGCACCUUUCGAAGCGAAUCGGACCUUCCUAGGAAUCGAGCUAGGACCUAUUAUCAAAGGAUAUCCUCGGAAAGCGUCAGCCCUCUUCGAGCGCUGUAUGGAGUGGAUACGCGCAGGACGCAUGCCUGGACCGACCAUAUCGAGAUCCUUUAAAGCGGUUCAGAUCCAAGAAGCUCUAAGGGCGAUGCAGGUAGGGAGUCACAUUGGAAAGAUUGUGAUUGAGAUGCCCGACGAUUCCAGAGAGCUUGAAGGACAAUACAGUCGACAGAAGGCAUCCUCGUCAACGAUCAGUUUCCGGUCAGACCGUACAUACCUUUUGAUAGGUGGGCUUGGAGGCUUAGGGCGAGCAUUAGCAAUUUGGAUGGCAGAGAAUGGAGCACGCUCUCUUGUGUUCCUAUCAAGAUCUGCGAGAGAAGGACCUGAAGUUGAUGGGGUGGUGCAAGACUUACGCUCACAAGGUUGUCGAGUAUUAUUGAUUGAUGGUAGCGUCAGCAAUAUGGCAGACGUGCAAAGAGCUGUGAAAAAUGAGAGCACUGCGGUCAGUCCUCUUGCAGGCAUCAUUAACCUAUCCAUGGUCCUGAAAGAUGUCGGUAUUCCUGAUAUGACAUUUGAAGAUUGGAUCGCACCAAUUGAGCCGAAGGUCCAAGGGACAUGGAACUUGCACCAGGCCACCGUAUACAACAAGGAACUGGAAUUUUUCAUUCUCCUUUCCUCCUGUAGCGGUGUUAUCGGACAAUGGGGUCAGGCCAAUUACGCAGCGGCAAACACGUUCCUUGACGCUUUCGUACAUUUCCGCCGGCAGCAGGGACUUGUUGCGUCCGUCAUCGAUCUUGGUGUUAUGGGCGAUGUUGGCUUUGUCUCACAAAACCAGGGCAUUCGCGAGAAUCUGGACCGUAUUGGCAUGUACAUCCUCAGGGAGCAGGACCUGCUCAAUGCUUUAAUUCUGGCUGUGAAAAGAUCCUCACUCGCUCCAUCUGCCACUGCUGGACAGAUUUGCGGCCAGAAUAGCGGUAUGACGUACCGGAAUCCAAGUCAGGUCCUCUUGGGUUUGAAUACCACAAGUCCAAUCUCUUCACCACUCAACCGCGUGCCUUGGAGACGGGAUGCGCGUAUGAGCAUUUACCAUAACACCGCGGUCUCAGACAAUAGUGGUGGAUAUCAAUACGGUCGAGCCAAGUCACAAUCUUCUCAAAGUGACGAUUUGCGCGCGAAGCUGGCAUCGAUGGCGAAUAAUGAAGACAAAAUAGCCGCUAUAGCUCGUUCGUUAGCAGCAGCAUUGGCAGCUUUCCUCAUCAAGGAUGAUGACAGUAUCGCACUGAACAGACCAUUGGAGCAGCUUGGUUUGGACUCACUAAUCGCUUUGGAAAUUCGCAACUGGAUUCGCCAAAAACUCAAAGUAGAAAUAAGUACUACUUCGAUCAUGCAAAGCUCAUCGCUUUGUCGCCUAGCAGAGGAUAUUAUCGGGCUACUAACUGGAGCUAGCUGUAGUACCGAUGCAGCUUGUUAG